UCUUGCACAGUGGCAAGGGAAGAUAGUGAGAAAAAAAAGCAAAAACAAAAAAGAAAAAUCAAAUAGAAAAUUUUCUUGGCCGAGGGAUGUUUUGGAUUUCGAUUUCAGUCAAACAGAAACAACAUUCGGGGUGGUGUAUCUCUGAGAGUGCAUACCUACGGUUACGGUCGGAAAAUAGCUACAUCCUUUCCUUUUUUCUUCUCCCCAACUAAGUGCGGUGUGUCCUUAAAACAGAUUCGACUACCCCAAGAAAAUCAAAUGAAAAACCCAACAAAUUCAUAUUUCAAAAGAAAGAAAAUAUGUUGUGAACGAGAGUGAUAAUAAUAAAAUAUAUUAUAUUCUUUUUGUUUUACUCUUUUCUUUUAUAAACAACACUUCUUUGUAUCCAAUAAAAUCUCAAUUAAACUACUGUUGUGCAAUCGAUUGAAAUUCAAUUCAAUAUUAAGCAAUAUAUACGUUUCUAUUACUUUGGUAAUUUUCAAAUAAAUAAUUUAAAAAUCAACCAAAUAAAAAAAACACAAAACCGUGGAAAUGUCCAUUGAAAGCAAUACCCCUGUGGAUCCAAGAGUUCAAGUUGAGCUGGAAAAACUUAACUCUGCCACUGACAACAUUAACAAAUACGAAGUUGAAUUGGAGGAAGCCAAAUGUGAAUUCAAAAAACUUCUAGCCGAAAGUGUUGAAAAAAUAAAGCAAUCCGCCCACAAGCUUAGCAAUUCUAUUCAAACAGCCAAGCCUUACUAUGAAGCACGAUUAUACGCCACGCAGCUUUCAAAAGAAACACAACAAGCAGCUAGUAAUUUUGAAAAAGCUAAAUCCGUUCAUGCAGCUGCCAAAGAAAUGGUCUAUCUGGCCGAACAGGGAUUGGGAGAAAAAUCUACAUUAGAUACUGCCUGCCAAGAGAUGCUGAGUCAUGCAGCUGGACGCGUGAAUCAAUCUCAAGUUGAAUGCACUGAAACACGAAAUAUCCUAAAGAUGUGUGAACUUAAACAAGAAGUUGCCAAUAAUCGUGUUGCUAAACUGCAAUCACAGCUUAAAGGUGCCAUAAAGGCUUCGAGUUACAACAUUCGAAGAAAACUUCUUUUAAUCAAUUUAUUGGCAUACCAACAUGAUUUAUUAAUUUUACCCUACUAUGAAACUCGAGCAAACUAUAAUGGACUCCUAAAAACCCAAAAGGAGAGAAUAACAAGCCUAGAAAGUCGGGUUGCCGAAGCGAAGAUGUCGUAUAAUGAGGCAUUAAAGAAUCUAGAACAAAUAUCUGAGGAGAUUCACAAAAUGCGACAGGAGAAGCGGAAGAUCAUGCAAAUAGAAAAAAUGGCUGCAGAGACCCCUGCUCAAGAAGUUGUCACUUCACCAUUUCCGUGUCGCAUUGAGUCAUGUGAUGAGUAUCUGGAUAUCCCUCCAAAGUUAAGCACAAAAUCGAGUCCAGUUCGACAAAAGUAUCCCGACCAACACGACUGUCCACAUCUACUACAAGAUUUUGAGUCCGUUUUAAGAUUCCCGCCAGCGUCGACAGGCUAUGGAGACAUACCAAAGUCCUCGAGUGACACUCUGUGUUCGACAAUUGCCCGCCAACAAUUGGUUACUACUUCACCGAUAAUUACAAACGAUGACAUAGAGCAAUGGACUGAAAUCCGACUGUCGAAUUCGGGUAGCACCAGUUCCAGCUAUUCUCAUCAUUCGGGCAGUGGAGGCGGGCUGGCUAGUGGGUUGAUCGAUGAUCAUACACCAACUGGAAGUGAGACUUCUUCGUGUGAUGACACGCGAAAAGUAACCUGCACCACGGUUUUCAACAUCGACGAUAAUGUCGAUGAUAAGAAACGUGCUGCUGGAGAAACAGGCGGCAUAACCACAUGGAUCUCGAGAUCAAGUAGUUUCAAGACUUCUGGACGGAGACAGAGCCUAGAUUUGUUGAUCGAUGCCAGUGACAAGGUCAAGGAUGUGUUCACUUUUGGAAUGCAAAGAGUUGGAAAGAGUUUGGAGCGACGGAAUAGUGAGUCAGAGAUGAAUAAUGAAAAUAGUGAUUUUUUUCUCUUCUCAAGAUCAGACAAAGAUCAUCUUUCAGAUGAACAAGUUGAAAAUCUACUUUUAAACGAUGAAGGAGACUUAGUGUUACAAAAUAUGAACGACAUAUCAAAUUAUUAAGGACAAUUACAAUUAGAAGAAGAAAACAAAAUUAUGAAAAAUGUUAAUUCCAGAAGAAUUUAGCUAAUGCAAUGGAUACCUACUAUUUUUGAAUUAUUUUGUUAUUAUUUAUUGUUUAAGUGUAGAACAUUUAUUUUGUAUGAUUAUUAUGUAUAUUUAUUUGUUAAUUGUUUUGUUUUUCGCUUUUAUGAAAGACAACAUUACAUUCACAAAAAAAAACAAAAAACUUAUCUAGUCAUUUAGAAAAAUAUUAAUACAAAAACAAAUUAAACAAGGUUAUUAACAUUGGAAAGUUUAUACUUAUUAGAUGUUGAUUAAAGGCAACUGUUUUAAGGGAGUGAUAUUUCUUCAUUCCAAGAGAAA
Eupeodes corollae is the source of this 2505-nucleotide messenger RNA. RefSeq names its product guanine nucleotide exchange factor rei-2. Gene Ontology annotation, cellular component: cytoplasm. The transcript is spliced from 7 exons. The coding region runs from base 532 to 2142 and encodes 536 amino acids. Gene Ontology annotation, molecular function: protein kinase inhibitor activity. Lineage: Eukaryota; Metazoa; Arthropoda; Insecta; Diptera; Syrphidae. The record is from RefSeq and is a predicted model, not a curated record. Gene Ontology annotation, biological process: intracellular signal transduction; negative regulation of protein tyrosine kinase activity.